AGUUCGAACCCACAGCCAGACAGCCACUCUGCCUACCACCAUGAGAGAGUUGAAGAGCAAGGAUUUCUGGAGGGCCGUGCUGGCUGAACUGGUUGGCAUGACCCUUUUCAUUUUCCUCAGCAUCUCAACAGCUAUUGGGAACAAGAACAACUCCAACCCAGACCAGGAGGUGAAGGUGUCGCUGGCCUUCGGACUGGCCAUUGCCACGCUGGCUCAGAGUUUGGGUCACAUCAGUGGAGCCCACCUGAAUCCUGCAGUCACCCUCGGGAUGCUGGCCAGCUGCCAGAUCAGCGUGUUGAAGGCCGUCAUGUACAUUGUGGCGCAGAUGCUGGGCUCUGCUCUGGCCAGUGGCAUUGUGUAUGGAGCACGUCCAAAUACUACUGAUGCACUGGGGCUCAACUCUCUCAACGGUGUCACUCCCAGUCAAGGUGUGGGCAUUGAGCUCCUGGCAACCUUCCAGCUUGUGCUGUGUGUCAUUGCAGUCACUGAUAAAAGGCGGCGUGAUGUCACCGGCUCAGCACCCCUGGCCAUUGGCCUCUCAGUAUGCCUGGGACACUUGGCAGCUAUCAGCUACACAGGCUGUGGCAUCAAUCCCGCCCGCUCCUUUGGUCCGGCUUUGAUCCUGAACAAUUUCACGGACCACUGGGUGUACUGGGUGGGGCCAAUGUGUGGCGGUGUUGCAGCCGCUCUCGUCUACGACUUCCUGCUGUCCCCGAAAUACGAUGACUUUCCCAAUCGCAUGAAGGUCCUGGUCAGCGGGCCAGUUGGAGAUUAUGAUGUUAACGGAGGCAACGACGCUAAUGUGGAGAUGACGACGAAAUAGUCCCCUGCAGUCACAAUCACUUAAUUUCAUUGUACAUGUUUAUGCUCCUGUAAAAAAAUAUAUAGUGUAGGUCGUUUUUGUGUUAAUGUGAAAUACCAAUGAGGAUUGUGGUAACGGGUCAGUUAGUGUCACUUUCAAAUUCUCUAGUUUGUUUGACCCCAACACACAAGUCGAGGAGGAAGUGUGCCGAAAUAUCUUCCCAUAUCAGUAUUCUAUGACGAGCCAUUUUUUGUAAACUCUAUGUGCCUGUAGUAUUUUUUUUCUAAUGGAUAAUGUAUUAUGUGUCACUUUUUUAAGUAAAUAAAACACUUGUUGUUAAAAAAAAA
Messenger RNA from Trematomus bernacchii (emerald rockcod), 1149 nucleotides. RefSeq names its product aquaporin-1-like. The record is from RefSeq and is a predicted model, not a curated record. NCBI's taxonomy places the organism in Eukaryota, Metazoa, Chordata, Actinopteri, Perciformes, Nototheniidae. Gene Ontology annotation, molecular function: ammonium channel activity; water channel activity; glycerol transmembrane transporter activity. Gene Ontology annotation, cellular component: membrane. Gene Ontology annotation, biological process: hyperosmotic response; renal water transport; carbon dioxide transmembrane transport.